UAAAACUUUCAGAACAAAGAGCUUCUUCAACACACUUCUUCUUUUUCAAGAACACCCAUUACAUAUAAAACCCUCAUUUUUGCUCUCUAUUUUUCUCCAACAAAACACAACACCUUUCUCUCUCACUCUCACUCUCACUCUCACUCACUCUCACUCUAACUCAAAACACUCUCUGUUUUCGAUUUGUACUACUCAGUAUAUUUCAAUUUUUCACGCACUAUUUCCACUUUUUUAAAAAUCCGUGUUUGUAGUCAAAUAAGACUACUCCGUAUAAUUUUGGGACGGAGAUAGCAGUAGUUUUCAGCUUCAUUUUUACUCUCCAUUUUUCUUCAACAAAACACAACACCUUUCUCUCUCAUCCUCACUCACUCUCACUCUCACACUCACACUCACACUCACACUCUCUGUUUUCGGCUUAUACUACUCCGUGUAUUCCAAUUUUCCACGCACUAUAUUCCACUUUUCUUAAAAUCCGUGUUUUUAGUCAAACAAGAGUAUAAUUUUGGGACGGAGUGAGUAGUAGUUUUUCAGCUUCGUGUAAAAAUGUUGGAUUUUACAGUGGAGUUGAUAGGUCAAGCAACUUCAAUUGCAAACUUCCAUUUUGUUUUCUGUUUUUGCAACAUUAUCAUCGUUUUUCUUCUCAUUGAUAGCUCAAAAAACGACAUGAAUGAUAAUCAUAGUACUACUCUGAGUAGUAUUGAUGAAUUCCAGAUUGUUUUGAAAACGAAUGUUGUAAGUAAUGAUUACAAUGAGAAUUAUGUUGAAGUAGUAGAAGAUUGUGGAGUUACAAAAGGAACAUUGUCAGAAGUACAAACAACAGAUACAGUAAAACAGAACAAAGAUGACAAUCAAGAAGAAGAAGACAUUCCAGAAAAAAAGGAGGAAGAAGAAGAAGAAGAAGAAGAGAAUUAUGAUGCAGUAACAGAGGAUGAUGAAGAAGAAGAAGAUGAUGAGGAAGAAGAAGAUGAUGAGGAAGAAGAAGAAGAGGAGCUAAAUGCUCGAAUCGAGGAGUUCAUUAACAAGAUUCACAGAGAAUGGUAUACAGAAAGACUGAGAUUGAGCAAGCAACAAAGUUCUCUAUGAGAGUUGAAACUUUUCUGAGCAAAAACAGAGGCUUUUUCAGGGAAUUUUAAUCGAUUUUUAAGGAAUGUGGAUAAGGUCUCUAUGUAGAAGAAGAUUAGCUUUUUAGUGGAGCAAUGCAUUAGAUAUAAAUAGUAUGUAAUUAGAAGUUGCUAAUCUUGCUACAUAAUAUUAAAAAAGUUGCUAAUCUUGCUACAUAAUAUUAAAAAAGUUGCUAAUCUUGCUUGAAUCCUUGAAGUCGGAAAGGACAUAU
Molecule: messenger RNA, 1333 nt
Organism: Spinacia oleracea (spinach)
Lineage: Eukaryota; Viridiplantae; Streptophyta; Magnoliopsida; Caryophyllales; Amaranthaceae
Exons: 1
Coding region: 544-1083 (179 amino acids)
Source: RefSeq, a predicted model, not a curated record